Messenger RNA from Onychostoma macrolepis, 4025 nucleotides. It is a transcript of the gene adam12a, whose product is annotated as disintegrin and metalloproteinase domain-containing protein 12. The transcript has 23 exons. The record is from RefSeq and is a predicted model, not a curated record. Bases 178 to 3066 code for a protein of 962 amino acids. Gene Ontology annotation, molecular function: metalloendopeptidase activity. Gene Ontology annotation, biological process: proteolysis. Lineage: Eukaryota; Metazoa; Chordata; Actinopteri; Cypriniformes; Cyprinidae.
UUGAGUUCAUAUGGCUCGUGCGCUCAUGGAAAGCUGAUGUGUGGCGCGCUCUGAGAGUCUCUCACAUUUCAGGAAGUGUCGAAAGUCCUCAGCUGCUGUCCGUCUGUCCUGCUCUAUAUUAUGGUCGCGCAGCCGUGAUCCGCGUGGAUCGUCGGUGUGGAUCUCUGGUGGGGCACCAUGUCCACCCGGUACAGCCCGAGGCGUGCGCUCUUGCCCGCGGUCUGCGCGCAUGUUGUGUCCGUGCUGACCGUCUGCUGCGCCGGGAGCGUGUUUACAGCCGCUGCCUAUCCGAAUCAACACGACACGCUGGAGCGUUAUGACGUAAUCGAACCACACCUGUUCAUUGGAGGACAGCAGAGACCGGUUAGUCUCAUAAAGUCAAUGGGUCAUCCUGGAUCACUGAAGGUGCUGAUUGAAGUGGAUGGAGAGCAACUGCUACUUGCUUUGCAGAAAAAUGAAGGGCUGUUUGCUAAUCACUACACAGAAACACACUACCUGGAGGAUGGAAGUGCCAUCACCACCUCACCGAAUGUCACAAUUCACUGCUACUAUCAUGGCGAGGUGGAGGGUCACCCAGGGUCAGAGGUCAGCCUCAGCACCUGCACAGGACUCAGGGGACUGAUUUCACUUGAACAUGAAGUGUAUGUACUGGAGCCGAUGGAAGACGGAAACACACACCGUCUUUAUAGAGGAGAACAUCUUAAAGUCACCCAGGGAACCUGCGGACACGGUCACAACAUUUCAUACCCUACAGAGAUGAUGAACACUACAGGAGCCGUCUUCAGCUCUCACAGCAGUCAGAGGCGUAAAAGAGAUGCUCAGAGCAGCACCAAGCAUGUGGAGUUGAUCAUCGUGGCAGACAACCGCGAGUAUCAGAAACAGGGGAAAGACGUGGAGAAAGUGAAACAGAGGCUUGCUGAAAUAGCAAACUACGUGGACAAGUUUUACAGAUCGCUGAAUAUCCGUGUGGCUCUGGUGGGGCUGGAGGUGUGGAGUGACGGAGACAAAUGCUCCAUCACACAGGAUCCGUUCACAUCGCUCCACGAGUUCCUGGACUGGAGAAAAGUCAAGCUGCUCCCGCAGAGACCCCACGAUAACGCUCAGCUCAUCAGUGGCGUUUACUUCCAGGGCACCACCAUCGGCAUGGCUCCCAUUAUGAGCAUGUGCACUGUGGAACAGUCAGGGGGCAUCGUCAUGGAUCACUCUGAUAAUCCUCUCGGUGCUGCGGUUACUUUGGCCCAUGAGCUCGGACACAACUUCGGCAUGAACCACGACACGCCGGAGCGCGGCUGCGGCUGCAGAGCCACCGUGGACCGCGGCGGGUGUAUCAUGACCCCCUCCACCGGGUAUCCUUUCCCAACAGUCUUCAGUACGUGCAGUAAGAAGGAUCUCGCGGCGAGUUUGGAGAAAGGCGUGGGCAUGUGUUUGUUCAACAUGCCAGAGGUAAAGGUGCUCUACGGAGGCCAGAAAUGUGGAAACGGAUACGUGGAGGAGGGAGAGCAGUGUGAUUGCGGAGAUCUGGAGGAGUGUCUGAAUCCCUGCUGUAAUGCCAGUACAUGCACACUGAAGGAGGAAGCCGUAUGUGCGCAUGGACAGUGUUGUGAAGACUGUCAGUUGAAGCCUGCAGGGACUCCGUGCCGUGAGUCCAGUAACUCCUGUGAUCUGCCGGAGUUUUGCACAGGCGCCGAUCCUCACUGUCCUGCUAAUGUCUACCUGCACGACGGACACACCUGUCAGGGUGUGGAUGGACACUGUUACAAUGGCAUCUGCCAGACACACGAGCAGCAGUGCAUCACACUGUGGGGACAGGGUGCAAAACCAGCUCCAGGAAUCUGUUUCAAAAGAGUCAACUCGGCGGGAGAUCCAUAUGGAAACUGUGGAAAAGAUGCAAAGGGAUCAUUUGCCAAAUGUGAAGCACGAGAUGCUAAAUGUGGGAAGAUCCAGUGUCAGGGUGGAGCCAAUCGGCCGGUGAUUGGCACCAAUGCCGUCUCCAUUGAAACCAACAUCCCGCUCCAAGAAGGAGGACGCAUCCUCUGCCGCGGGACUCAUGUGUACCUGGGAGACGACAUGCCGGAUCCGGGCCUCGUGCUCACCGGCACCAAGUGUGGAGAAAACAUGAUGUGUAUAAACAGACAGUGUCAGAACAUCAGCGUGCUCGGGGUUCACGACUGUUCGGCCAAGUGCAGCGGACACGGGGUUUGUAAUAAUAAUAAGAAUUGUCACUGUGAGUCUCUCUGGGCUCCUCCGUUCUGUGAUAAAGCUGGGUUUGGAGGCAGUAUGGACAGCGGCCCGAUGAGACCAACAGACAGCAGCAGUGUGACGGUGGGCAUCCUGGUGGCGUUUCUGUGUCUGCUGUGUGUUGGAAUAAUUGCGUGCAUUAAGAGGAAAACUCUGCUCAGUCUGUUCUUCAGCAAUAAGAAGAACACGAUUGAAAAACUGAGGUCUGUGGGACCCAACAGACUGAACAGUCCAGUGCACACACUCUCAUCCGCUCACACACACAUUGGGACUCAAACACACUCCACGUACAGAACUUCUCCUCAACGUCAGACAUCAGCUUUACCACAAAGUGCCAGCAUAUAUAAGCCCCAGUCUCCUCUCCAGACGGUGGACUCUGUGGUCCCGUCUCAUGGUCUCCGCCGGCUGCCCCCGUGCCCUCCGGUCCACCUCUCUCAUCCGCUGCCGCUGGCACUCGGCCUGCCGCUGACACCACCACACACACACUCGUCUCCACCCAGAGCCCCUCCACCAGCACUCACACACACACACACACCCGCUCCGGCAGCAGGAACAGCCGGCCGCGGCCUGGCCUGCCAGAACGUCUGCAAGAUCGCCAUGGCAUUCGAGAAGCCCAGUCCACCCCAGAAGCCUCUUCCCGCAGACCCACUGGGUCGAAACGUCCGGGUGAUUCGGAACCCUUCGGCCGUGCGACUUCCAGCGCCCAUCCCGACCCCAGCUGCCCCGCGACCCGCUCUGCCUCACCCACAGCCCUGCAGGCCUCCUCCUAAACAGCCGCCCACCCUGCCAAAGCCUCACUUCACAGCCGGAGUGAAGUUCAGCAGCUGAGAGCCGGACAGAAGGGAUCUCGUCCCUGGAGACGCUCGCUUUUUGCACUAUGAACCUCUGCGGGACACGUGGUGAUGCGAGGGGUGACCUUUGACCCCCGCGGUGCUCUGCCUCUAAACGGUGCUAUGAGUCCAAGCUCAGGUACAUGUCACGCGUUAUUUAUGUCGGUUAUGAGCGUAUUUAUUUGAGCACAGUGCACUGUGGUUGACACUUUCUCAAUCGUAGCAAUCGGUGGUUCGCCCACGUUUACCUGAUUGUCCUUUUGUUGUUGUUGCUAUUGUUGUUGUUUUGACAUUUUUCGACUGUGUACCAGCAGAUAAAGAUGAGAAGUGUUAUCUGUGAACAUGAACCACAUCAUGUGGAUGCUAAACUGGAUUGUAAACCAGAUUUAAAUGGAAACGUGAAUUGGGAGUUGAUGGUUCUGUGUCUGUGAUGUCAUUUGGUAUAUGAAAAGGGCUUUUUAACAAUUUUAUAUGAUUUAAUGGCCAUUUUGAUUACAUAUUUCAGACAUACAUGAUUAAACCUGAAGAAACCUGUAUAAAAAUAAUCUCACGAUAACAUGUCCAGGUCACAUUUUUAUCUCCGAUUAAAUUAAACAAAAUAAUAAAUACAAUUUUGCAUAAAGUAAAAUAGGCAUUUUUCGGCAAAAAUAGCCUAAAUAAUAGGUGUUUUUUAUUCUUAAUUUUUUAAAGGUAUUUUGUUUUUAAUUCUAAAACAAUUAAGCUUAUUUCCCCGUAACAUUUUAAUUAUUCAGAUAUAUCUGAAUAUUUUGCUCAUAUUUUAAAUUCUAAAUAUUAUGUAUGAUAAUUCUCAUUUUUAGUAUAGUAACAAAAAUAUGUCAAAAAAAAAAAGUAAUGAGAAUCAUCAUAAAUAAUAAUUAAAACAAAAUAUUCAGGCAUGUUACAAUUAUUUUUUUAUGUAAAACACAAAAAAUAAGCAGCAAAGCAAAUACUAUUGAA